CUCCAAAAAAAGGCCACACAACCCCUCGAAUCAUGCGAAUCGUCAUAAGCUCGUUACACAAAAACGUCCAAGUUUCCUAUCUUGCCACCGUACCGGUACCGUCGCCAUGUUAUCUUCUCCUAGCCGCCCGAAACUUCGACGCUCCGUGAGAGAUAUUAUGGAGACAGGAAUCAACAUCUAUGAUGAUGACUUGGACUCGGUGUGCUCAAUCUUGGACAAACGAGAGGAAUCCGGGUUUUUGCAAGAACGUUCCGGUAGCAACGAGAUCUUGUCGAGAUGUCUUCGAGUUCUAUACUUGUUUUUCUCGACCAUGUUUCUUGCGGGAAGCACAAUCGUGUGCGUUUGGUUUCUUACGUACUGGGUCAAAGCGAGCGUCAAGGAUGAAACCUGUCCUGUUCAAGAGUGGCCUUAUCCCGACUGCAGCCGCCAGUUGACUCAUAAACAGGGCAACGAGAUUCCACCCAUGUACACACCAGAACACUGGAAUGAAGUCCGCCGAAAGUAUCACGAAUCUGUCCCUGCCAGCCGUUCCAGUCUCGGAAAAGAAUGGCAAAACCUAUACAAAAUGUCUCCCGAAAGAGAUGGAAUUGUGGUCACGGAACACAACAACGGCUUCGUGGCACCUGUGGAUUUCAAGUACUCUCCCGGAAGAGGUCGAGGCGUGUAUGCCAAUGCUGUCAUUAAAAAGGGGCAAAAGAUCUGGGACAACCGAUAUCGUGGUGUCUUUGACUCGGAUUGUUCUGCCAAGGUCUUCUUGAACAAACUCACCGAGGAAGAACGGUGCAAUGCUAUCUUUUGGGGAUACUCGAAUAACUUCCAAGGAAAGGGAUUCAAGUACAUGAUGGACCUGGAUGGUCAUGCCUACUUCAACCACUGUUCCUAUAACGAAAAGAGUCGGAAUUCGGAGCACCACUACGAAGACGAGCUGGAACGUCGUGACUAUGGUUUGCCGCAUUUCUUUUCCUUCUCCUUGCUCCAUUCCACGGACCAGGCUACCCUGCAAAGACGAAACACUAUUGGCUCACAUGGCCUUUAUGCAACGCGGGACAUCCCGGCGGGAGAAGAGAUUUGCUUUGACUACCAUGACAUUCAUCGCAAUGUGAUUUUUGACACGUACAGUUUCCUCUUCGCACACGCCCUUGACAUUCACCAAUGGUUUACUUUGUAAAGGAGACACCCCCUCUUCCUACUUCAUUUUGACGUUCAACUACCGUAGGAUGGGAACACAAACAAACAGUGCAGGCAAGUACAUGGCUUCCCUCCACACACAACCUGAUCAAACUUUAUAUAUGUACAACUUGUUGGUAUUAUGUAGUGUAGUUCCUGGAUUUUAAUCAUCUAUAAAACAUAUUCAUAAUGUGUG
Messenger RNA from Seminavis robusta, 1363 nucleotides. The record is from the annotation of a GenBank genome assembly. NCBI's taxonomy places the organism in Eukaryota, Bacillariophyta, Bacillariophyceae, Naviculales, Naviculaceae.